Geodia barretti is the source of this 606-nucleotide messenger RNA. NCBI's taxonomy places the organism in Eukaryota, Metazoa, Porifera, Demospongiae, Tetractinellida, Geodiidae. The record is from the annotation of a GenBank genome assembly.
CUGGCCGGCGCCCUGGUCGAGCACGGCCUCUCGGCCGACGGCAUCGUGCUGGAUGUGGAGUCAGUUCCGUCGAUCCGUGACGCGGCCGACAGCAUCGCCGAGCGCUACGGGCGCAUCGACGUGCUGGUCAACUGCGUCGGGAUACAGCGCGAGGAGCCGCUGCUCGAAGUCACCGAGGAGGCCUACGACGAGGUCUAUCGGGUCAACCUCAAGGGCGCCAUGUUCCUGGCCCAGGCCGUCGCGAAGCACCAGACUCGCGGCGGGCAAGGGAGGCCGGCAGCACCAAGGGCGGCCUGGUCAUGCUCAUCAAGCAGCACGCCAUGGAGCUGGCCCGGGACGGAAUCACGGUCAACGGCGUGGCGCCCCACCUUCGUCUACACCGAGAUGAUCCGCCACGUCAUCGAGAACCCCGAAUUCCGUAACCAGCUCCUGGAGCGGAUCCCGCUGGGCAGAAUCGCCGACCCCAAGGACGUGGUUCGGGCCGGUGAUGUUCUUCUGCUCGGAUGCCUCGGCGUUCGUGACGGGCAGAUCAUGUACGUGGAUGGGGGAUUACGGCGAGUCAGUGAAAGCGCGGGCCGCCACGUCUUGGGCCUUCAUCAGCGAUAA